CUCGGGUGUUCACGCGCAGACGCCUGUGAGUGUUUUGAACGUAGUGGCUAAGUAGUUAGCUUCAGCGUCGUCUCUGUGGAAUUCCACUCAGACAAACAGACAGACAGAAUGCAGAGUGCCAGUUCUGGGAGCGGGGAUCUGAGGUACUUUCCUUCCAUGUACACUUCCUUUCCACACUUCACCGUUCCUGAUAUGAGCAUCUCAAAGGGACAAACUGGCGGCUCGCUCCACCUGCCGGGAAGCUCCAUGACCAACUCUAGCUGUGAGAGGAGAAGUCUGAGGAAGCACAGGAGAAGGACAGAUGACGAAGACUGCACCGCAAAAAGGCCGAAGAUGAUGGACGAGGGCGAAUCCGAUCCCUUAGAGGACACAAGCUCCCGAUCAGACCCGAGGUGGUUGAGGGGCUGUGCGACAGUUUCUCCGACGAUUCAGCACUCUGCUCCGGCCAUCUCCUCGUCAUCGAACAACACAGUACAGAUACAGUACAGUCAGAGUGCUUCGCCUGCGUCCACCAGGGCGGAGACAGAGGGCUCCUGUAUGGAGGUGGAGGCGGCGCAGAGGAAGCUGCAGGAGAUCGAGGACAGAAUCACUCUGGAGGAUGACAGCGAUGAGGAUCUGGACGUGGAGCCGGUCCAGCGCAGACCCGUGCUCGUGCUGUCCGAGAGCCUGAGGGAGGGCCUACAGCACGGCAUCGCCGACAUCCUCCCUCACACAGUAGCACAAUCAGUGAGCCGUUCGUGUAUGGAGCUGGUGCUGUGGCGCCCCCUGGAGGACCCGCUCACUCAGCAGCUGAAGGACUCUCUCCAGAGACAGCAGUGCAAACAGCAGCCAGCGUCCAAACAGACACCGACCCAGACACCCGUAAACAUCAAAGUGCCGCCGGAUGAGCACCUAUUCAGCCCUGUCUCGGUUUCCGGCUCCACAGAGGAGGACAUGGAGCUAUAGAGUGUAUAGAGACUUCCUCUCCAGAGGUUCGACCGGAGAGCUUAGAGUUCUGCCAAAACGCCAGCAAGUCGAGCUCUUAGUUUUGCACUACGGAGGUGGAACGCGAGGGUUGUCUUUUUGGUACCAAUGUCUCAUGCAUCAUAUUAUACUGGGCCUGUCUUUGGUUAGCAGAUACCGUACACGUCUCUCAUACACGUACCGCAGAUACAGUACGAUGUACAUGCAUCACCGUGUGACAUCAUGGCUGUUCAUUGCCAACCCUUCCAGUGAUUCUAUGUGACGUAGGAUAUUAACCAGUAUUCACGCUUUCAGGUCGUCAUGACGCCAGUCGCGCCAAUUUCUUGUUAACUGUUCAUAAAAAUAAAAAAUAAUAAUAAGCUUGACUCGUACAAAAGUGAAUCACCUCUCACGCCAGGUGUCAAUGCCGAAACAGGAAACUAACCAACUACGGCGGGUUGAUCGAAGCAGAUUUAUAGCUUCCCCUUUUACUUCCUGAGCUGUUCUGUUCCUCACAUACUCUUAUUUUAAAAGAAUGACAUCAUCUUUUUUUCCAUUCAUUUAUAGAUACAAUAAAUUUUGUGGAAAAUUGUGUUCAUGUUCUCGUUUACAGUCGUUUGUUUAACUGUCACGUUUUUUUUUCUCUUUCAGGAAAAAACAGCUGUAUUAUUAGUUUUAUUAUUAUUAAUAAAAAAAAAAAGUUACAGUUUUACCGUAGGUUGGUACGAGGCGGUGAUACUGGAGACUUCUUCCUUUGAAGUUCAGGGCCUUUUCACAUCGAUUUGUUUCCCCCUAUGGACAGCCUUUAAGUUAUUGUUGUUUU
Molecule: messenger RNA, 1765 nt
Organism: Clarias gariepinus (North African catfish)
Lineage: Eukaryota; Metazoa; Chordata; Actinopteri; Siluriformes; Clariidae
Gene: ccdc117
Product: coiled-coil domain containing 117
Exons: 6
Coding region: 109-945 (278 amino acids)
Source: RefSeq, a predicted model, not a curated record